Sarcophilus harrisii (Tasmanian devil) is the source of this 6921-nucleotide messenger RNA. It is a transcript of the gene EFNA5, whose product is annotated as ephrin A5. The record is from RefSeq and is a predicted model, not a curated record. Gene Ontology annotation, molecular function: ephrin receptor binding. Gene Ontology annotation, cellular component: plasma membrane; external side of plasma membrane. Bases 1938 to 2624 code for a protein of 228 amino acids. Gene Ontology annotation, biological process: regulation of actin cytoskeleton organization; axon guidance; regulation of cell-cell adhesion. NCBI's taxonomy places the organism in Eukaryota, Metazoa, Chordata, Mammalia, Dasyuromorphia, Dasyuridae. The transcript is spliced from 5 exons.
AAAACCACCACAUGAUCAACCAGCAGCGCCUGGGCUCUGAGCUCGCUGGCUGCACCUCUUCUGUGCACAUAUUCCGAAAACAUACACGCAUACACGCCAACCAGCUUCCAGAUCGCUCACACAUGGAGACAUAUGCAUGGAUAUAAAAUAUAUAUGCUGCAUACGUACUCGCAUAUGUUCAUUGCACGGAGGGCGCUCAGCUUUUGGAUUGUCCUAGGCUGCUGCUGAAGUCGGAUUUACACGCAGGUCAUCGCGAAGGGGGCGUGACUUUAAGAUUUUUUUUUUCCUUCUACAAAGCACCCCCCCCCUUUUUUUUUUUUUUCCAAAACUGACUUUUGCCCCCCUCUCCAUUCGUGGAAAUCCUUCACUGGAUGCCGCUGCACUGAAGUUUAUUAAUUUUCUUGCAGGGUACGGUUUUUUUUUUGGGGGGGGGAGAGAGGUAACAGUGUCGUUCCCCCUUCUUGUUGCUUCCCCCACUCCUCUGGAAAGGAAAAGGGAGCAGCUGCCGAAGAACAAGAUUUCUGAUGUAGUCAUCGGUGAGAUUUCUCUCUUUUUGCUCUUUUUCCGAUUUGAAACUGAUUUAUGCAUUUCUCCAAGUUAAUGUUCCUGGGAUUGGACUCAUUUUAGCCAGACACUUUGACAGCUUGCUCCGGAGAUGUUUGGAUCUCAGUUUAUGCCUCUAUCUCGAUCUCAGUCCUUGUGCGGACAAGGCGACUGACACCAGCGUUUCCCGGAGUUUGUGGGAUUCAUUUAAAAUUAUUAUUUUUUUCACCCUUCAGCAAAACAGUUUUAUUUGUGUCGACUUAAUUUGGCACCAUAACACUGCUUGGAUUGGCUGAUUUUUACAUCUGCUGUUUCUUACACUUGGUGCACCCACAGCCCAGCAAAGAAAAGAAUACGAAAAAAAAAAUCCUAUCAAGUCUCCUCCAACACACCGGGUGUCUCUUCUUUCUCCUCCAGCUGCUGCAGAACUACCGCUUUAUCUCUGUCCGCAGCCAAACUCUACCGAGCAUUUUUGUUGGAUAAAGGAAAGUACCAAACUUUUUUAAAGGUUUGGGUGGUAUUGCCAUUCUUCGUCAACCCAACUACUUUUUAACCAUUUCCAGGACCUUGGCAGGAGUGAGAUUUAAUUCAGCAGUUUUGCUUCCCCACCCAUCUUUGCUCCUCACAGUCUCCACUGAAUCCGCAGCAUCUACUUCCUCAAAGACUUCCACGGGUUUGGCAAAGCAAAGGCGAAAGGGUGGUAGUGAGGGGAGCAUUUUAUUUUCAGAAAAGAAACGCAUAUACCCCAAACUAACCACUUUACUUUGGCAAUUUUUUUUUAUCAACUACCAAAAUAACUUUGAAGGAAACAAGACAGAACGAGAGAACAGUGCCGGAGAAGAGCCACCACCCGUCAGCUUCCACAACCACCCUCAGCUAGAGGUGCAAGGGCUGAACCGGGGUGGGUGGGUUGGUGUAUGUCUCGCUGUGGUUUCUGCAAUGAACUCCCGGUGAAUGUGCGCGGAGCGCCUCCGCCACCUCCUCGUUGUGUCGCCGCCGCCGCCACAGCUCGGUUCGGCUCCCAUCUCCCCCUCCCGGGGUGACCAGCCUCCUCCUACUUCUUAAGAAACAGAUUUGGCAUUCUCCCGCUCUCCCCCUCCCAACCUCGAAAUACACACGCGUCUCUUCUCCAUUUUUUCUUUCUUUCUUUCUUUCUUUCUUAAAUUCCCCGCUUCGUCUCCCCCCCCUCCGGGGGGGUGGGAGAGCUCGCUUAAUCUAAAAGAAAAAAAAAAAUCAGAUUUUCCUCGUUACUCCUUGUACUUCUCAUUCCUUCAUCCCCUACGAUCUGUUUAGCAGACCCUUUUCCUUUUUUCCCUCAUUUUUUCCCCCUACUUCCCUCUCCCCUCCCCCUUGCUCCCUCCUGUGUUUGUGUUUUUCACUGUUGGACUGGAGUGAUGUUGCACGUGGAGAUGUUGAUGCUGGUGUUUCUGGUGCUCUGGAUGUCUGUGUUCAGCCAAGAUCCUGGUUCCAAAGCUGUCGCUGAUCGCUACGCAGUCUACUGGAACAGCACCAACCCCAGAUUCCAGAGAGGUGACUACCACAUCGAUGUCUGUAUUAAUGACUACCUGGAUGUGUUCUGCCCUCAUUAUGAGGACUCAGUCCCUGAAGAUAAGACAGAACGCUAUGUCCUAUACAUGGUGAACUUUGAUGGCUAUAACUCCUGUGAUCACACCUCCAAAGGGUUCAAGAGGUGGGAAUGUAAUCGACCUCAUUCUCCAAAUGGACCACUGAAAUUUUCUGAAAAAUUCCAGCUCUUCACUCCCUUCUCUCUAGGAUUUGAGUUCAGGCCAGGCCGGGAAUAUUUCUACAUCUCCUCAGCAAUCCCGGAUAACGAAAGGAGGUCCUGUCUAAAGCUCAAAGUCUUUGUUCGACCAGCAAACAGCUGUAUGAAAACUAUAGGUGUUCAUGAUCGUGUUUUCGAUGUUAACGACAAAGUAGAAAAUUCAUUAGAACCAGCAGAUGACACCGUACAUGAGUCAGCCGAGCCAUCCCGUGGUGAGAACGCAGCACAAACACCAAGGAUACCCAGUCGGCUUUUGGCAAUCCUACUGUUUCUCCUGGCGAUGAGUUUGACAUUAUAGCACACUUUACUCCAGUAACCUGUCACAGAAAACAUCAGGAUUUUGGAACAUCAGAAAUCCACCUAACUGCUCAUCCUAAGAAAGGGACUUUUUAUUGGUUUUUGCAGAUAUCAGAUUUCUUUUUUUUUUUUUUUUCCUUUCAGCCUGAACUAUAAGCAACAAUUUGGGAGGCAUAACUAAUUUCUGCCUCGCAUUUCCCCCUUGCCCAUGAUUUUUCUCACCCUUUCCAAAUUAAAUGGACUCCAGAUGAAAAAGCCAAAUUGUUAAAAUGACACCAGUUAUUCUUAUACUCCUGUGCAUUCUCUUCAAAGGACUCACCUCCGUUAGCUUACUGCGGCAUCAGUAUGUGGACAAGGAAGAAUAGUAGCAGAUGCAGUCAGUGAAGGAAAAGCCCAGGAGGAUUUUACUCUCCUAUACAAUAUUUAUGCCUUCUCAUUCAGUACUGUAAGAUGAUCAUGCAGGGCAUCUUGUCACCAUGUCAGGACUGGAGGAGAGAUAUUAAGAAUAGAUAUAAUGUAACAUCAUUUCCUCUAGGAGUUCCUAAAUUAGCAGGUUUCUAAAAGGUAAAGACACUGGGUUUUUUUUUUUAAAUGACUGUCCUAAAGAAAUCCUGACAGUAAGACUUGUGCUCCAUUGCAGAAGCUUUGUUUUGAAAGGAGGUUAUAUGUAGGGAUAUUAACAAAAAGCAAGCAUGGUACCAUAGAUAGCAGUACACUGGGGGUAUGUAUGUGAGUGCCUCUAAUUUUGUUUUUCUUUUUUUGUACCAGAUUUUUUUUUCUUUGAAAAUGGAUCACCAUGGUGCUACAAUCUUUUUGUUUCUUUAUUUGUUUUACAAACACAAAGAGGCAUUUUUAUGAAUAAAGUGACCUUCCCCAGGGCUGACAAGCCAGGGUUGAUGAGUGGAUAGAGUAUAUAGCCUGGCAUAUCCCUCUGGGUAAUGAUAAAGUACCAAGAAAAGAACACCACUGGCCAGAGGAAAUGUGAUUCUGGAACGCUGGUUCUCCAGUGCUUUAUUGCCUUCCCCCGAUUCUCUCCUUUACCCCCCCCCCCAAAGAAAAAAGAAAACAGGUCCUGCCUUGAAACUCACUCCUUUCCACCACCACCACAGGGGAAGCUAAAUAAACCCCUGUCAUAAGGAGAGUCAAUUAACAUUGUUUGGGUGGGCAAAAGGGAAAACCAGAAUAAAAAUUCAACUGUUGCUUUUAUAUUCUUUCCCUUUCAGAUACAGCUUAAAGAGUAGGGGGGAGCGUGUUUAUCCACAGGAGAUUAACUAGAUGGGGUCCCAAAGACUUUAACAAAAUAUUUUUUUAAAGAUCCACUAGAAUAGAAAAUACAUUAUUUAGAUAUACUUUAUGCUGAGAGUGAGUAUAUAUGCUUGUCCUAUUUAAACUUGUGAGCGAUGUGGUAUCCCUUGAUACAUUUAGGAAUGUGGGGGAAAAUCUUGUUUCUUGAAAAAAAAAAAAAAAGCAGGAUGACCCUGUUCAGAGAAUCUUAGCAUGGCCAACAUGGGAUUUACAAAUUGAUCACCAGGAAAUGCAAGUUUUGGGGAGUUUUACUGGCCAAGCUGCCAUGAACUUUGAAUUCCAAAGCAUAGUCAGGGAAAUGUGUCAGACCAAUGGAAAAAAAAAAUAGCCUUUUUUAUUGCAGGAUAUGUUGGUUGAACCAAGCCUUUCAAAAACAAAAACAAAAACAUGAACAAAAAAACAAAAACUGUGAUGAAUAUGUCAAAUGUGAAAAAUGGAAUGCAUUCUGAUGGGAGAAAAAGGAUUUUUAUAUAUUAGUUUUUAAAAAUACUUAUGUAAAAAAAUCGGUGAUGUUAAUGGACAAAAUUUAUAAAUGGGAAUAAAGUUCUUAUUUAGAAUUUUGGGAAGUCCUCAAUUAGAAAAACAUGAAUGAAAGGCAAUCAUGGAUUUCUGGCACACAGGAGAGUUGUACACAUGAUCAAAUAUAAUCUGGGCUCACCUGAUAUUAUUCAGAGAAUAAAUAAUAUUGAUGCAGGGGCGGUCCUUAUAUAGGACAAGUUGAGUGGGGUAUCAGACACAGGUACAAUCGAUCCGUUUUUUAGAACUUCAGCCAACACUCAACAGAAAGCCACAAUCUAAUGUAGAUUUCAGUCACCAUUUCAUUGAAAUAAGAUUUCACUUCAGGUUUUUUUUUAAAUUUUUGUUCCUUAAUGUUUUCAGUAAUAUUGUUUUUUAUGGAUUGUAGACUGAUUUAGGGUUGGGGGUGAAGUGGGAUGAGGAGAAUGACACUUUUUAAAAUGGAUCAAUAGUGAGAAACAAAAUGAUGCUGCAUGUUCCAUAACCGUGAGUAAAGAAUGACCCCAUAAUGAUUGCAGAUAGUUGUAAUUACAUUAACAGUGCUAAUUUCACUCUAGAAAUGGUGACUUUUGUGGUUUUCUAGCAUUUGUCUCUAACAGAUAAUGAAAUAAUGUACUCAUGGCCCUCUCUACCAUUGUCAGGGAUUUUCUUUUACUAAUGUUAUUCACAGUGAAAUUAGACCCCUUUGCUUCACCAUAGUGCCACUGCUAAUUAAGUGAAAAAUAGCAAGACUAUUAAUGCCAGUAGACUGAGUGCUACACCUCUUAUAAAUAGCAUAAUUGUGGAUAAUGCAGUUACCAGUUUUCUUGGAUACUUGAUGGCAUCAGGCAAUCUCAGUCACAUCAAGAAAGUACUGGUGGCCUUUAUUUGUGUUGUUACAACCCUCUGGAAGCUUUGGAGGAUGUCAGUGCAACUUUUGAGCAGCUUUGUGUUUAAAACAGAACAAUCAGAACUGUAAGCCUUAGGGGCAGCUUUGGCUGUCACUGGGCUGGUACAGCCAACCCCAGUGACCUGCACUCCUGGUUGCCAAGGGCUUUGCAACAUGAAGCAGGGAAAUAAGGAUCAGUCUGUUUAGUGGAUACUGUGUAUCCUUCAAUAGACAAGGUAACAUUUCGUGUUAGUUUAGAAUAUUGUUUUGUACUGUACUUUCUUGGAUGGCAAAGGAAAGACAAGUAAAACAUUAAAAAAAAAAACUACGUUCUUUAAAUUCUGUAUUAUUAGCAACCUCUGUUGUAUAUAGUGUUUGAUAAUAAAGUAUUAAUUUGAUUCUUAUGUCUUUUGUAAGUGAGAACAAUAGACUUUCAGGAUAUAAAACAUGCAUUGAUUAUUAGAGCUUUGAAGCAUCCAGUAUGUUACAUGGUUGAGAACUGAGUCCCAAGUGGCCAUGACAUUUUAACACCGAGGACUCAUCCAGGAAUAGCACUCAUCCAAUUUCAAGACUUCACAAUAUCAGGACCCAGAACAACAUGACUUUUGAUGAUCAAUGUUUUGUCCUCAUUGUUUUAAGGGUUUAAUGUUAGAGUCCUGUUUGGUGUGUUUUUCCAGCAUGUUGGUUCUAAGAGGCUGAGGGAUUUAGGAAUAGUUCUGCACUUCAGUUUGAUCUGAUUUUCUGUUUGUCUUCAUGGACUGUCUCCUCCCAUCCCCCUUCCCAAGAGUCCUGCCAGCAUCACAUAUGGAAUAUACAUGAAAAUGAAUCUAAACUGACAAAUUUGGGAGGGGCCAGGGUGUGUUGUUCUCCCCCUUCUUAUUUUGAAAAAAAGAAAAAGAAAAAAAGUAGCAUCAAUAGAUUUUUCAGAGACAAUUGUGUUUUCCCCAUUGCCUUAACAGCAGCCAUGGUGGUUCUAUUAACUUCACAAAAUCAGAGCUUCGUUUGACUGUCCAUUCAUUGCAUUCAGAAUUGUGGUCACUAGCCUCACUUUUAAAUACCACCACCACCUCCACCACCACCACCCCCUUUGCACUUCCUGAUUUUUUUUCCCUAUCUCUGCCUUCUUCCCAUUCCUUCCCUACCCUUACCCACCCCCACCCCUGCUGUGAAUGGGCAGGUCUGUUUCUGGUUUGGCAUCAGUGAGUUUUUCCCAUGCAUUCUCUCCUGAGCUUCUCAGAUGUGAGACAAAUCUCCCUACAAUAGACUUGCUGCCAUUGUCUGUACAGUUUAAUAGAUGCUGGCAUGUUGAAGGUUACCCAUGAGUCUGCGAAAUCCGCUUUCCAUGCUUACUCUUGACACCCCAUUGAAGCCACUCAUUGUGUGUUCAUCUGGGUAUGAAAGUCCAGCUCAGUGUGGUCCUGUGCUUGUACUGCCCUGCUUUGCAGUUCCUUUGCACUUAUUUGAGUGCUGUUUUGAAAUGCUUACAUUAUAUGAACUUAAAAAAAUGUAAAAAACAAAAAACACAAACAAACCCAUACAAUCUGUAUUUGUAUAUACACGUGUCCGUACAAGUAUACCUAAAUAAAAUUAAAGGUUUUCUUCAUUUUAA